Panicum virgatum (switchgrass) is the source of this 1594-nucleotide messenger RNA. RefSeq names its product putative beta-glucosidase 5. Gene Ontology annotation, biological process: carbohydrate metabolic process. Gene Ontology annotation, molecular function: beta-glucosidase activity. The transcript is spliced from 11 exons. NCBI's taxonomy places the organism in Eukaryota, Viridiplantae, Streptophyta, Magnoliopsida, Poales, Poaceae. The annotation marks the transcript as partial. The record is from RefSeq and is a predicted model, not a curated record.
UUCCGCAAUACAAGCCAUCACAAUGGAGAUGGUGAUGUAGCAACUAAUGGUUACCACAAGUACAAGGAGGAUGUAAAACUAAUGAAGGAGACUGGAUUGGAUGCUUUUAGGUUUUCUAUAUCUUGGCCAAGGCUUAUUCCCAAUGGCAGAGGAGAAGUCAACCCAAAAGGAUUACAGUACUAUAAUAAUCUUAUCAAUGAACUUCUGGAUUAUGGUAUCGAACCACACGCUACCCUUUGUCAAUAUGAUCUUCCUCAAGUCCUUGAAGAUGAAUACAAUGGAUGGUUGAGUCCUCAAAUAAUUGAUGAUUUUACAGCAUAUUCAGAUGUCUGCUUUAGGGAAUUUGGCGAUAGGGUUACGAAUUGGACUACUCUAAAUGAACCUAAUGCUGCUGCAUUGCUUGGCUAUAACAUUGGACAUGCACCACCUGGGAGGUGUUCUGAGCCAUUUGGCAAUUGUCCCAAUGGAAAUUCUGUAACCGAGCCUUACAUUGUAGGUCAUCAUAGUUUGUUGGCUCAUAGCUCAGCCGUAUCAUUAUACAGGAAAAAGUAUCAGGAAAAGCAACAUGGAGUUAUUGGCAUAAAUAUAUUUAUAUAUGACUUCGUACCUUUAACCAACUCAACAGAGGAUACAACUGCAACUGAAAGAGCAAUGGCCUUCUACACUGGCUGGUUUUUGGAUCCGCUUUACCAUGGAGACUAUCCAGAUGUAAUGAAAAAGAAUGCUGGUUCCAAGCUGCCAAAAUUCUCUAACAACCAAUCUGAACAAUUAAUCAAUUCUAUUGACUUUCUUGGUGUAAAUUACUACUCAAUAAUGUACGUGAAGGAUGAUCCGCAAGCUGCUUCUAGCAAUGAACGAGAUUUCCUGGCUGAUAUAUGUGUUAAAACAACAUAUACAAAUAAUUCUACAAUUCGGUAUGUGCCACCUUAUGGUCUCCAGGGAGUGCUUGAAUAUUUCAAGCAGUAUUAUGGCAAUCUUCCCAUCUACAUCCACGAGAAUGGUUAUCCAAUGAACCAGGAUGUGAUAUUUGACGAUGGCCCUAGGGUGGAAUUCUUGAGUGAGCACCUUACAAGCCUCACGGAUUCUGUCAGGAAUGGUUCAAACACCAAGGGCUACUUCGUCUGGUCCCUCAUGGAUCUAUACGAGCUUCUCGGUGACUCUACAUAUGGCCUCUACUACGUGGACUUCGCAGACAAGGAACUGAGGAGAUAUCCAAGGCGCUCUGCAAUUUGGUACGCAGAUUUCCUGAAGGGCAGGAGAGCCGCGAUGCCUGGGAGAUCUUCAGAUUCGUCGCUGGCUGCUGGCAGUGGCCAGGCGAUCUUCAGAUUCCUCGGUGGAAGUGGCCAGGGGUUUAGGCAGCACUGGUAGCAAAACCGGUUCUUUCUGGAGCAUUCUGUAGAGUCAUUGUCAGUUUUUAUCAUUUACUGGGGGGAGCUAGCGUUGGUCAAAAUGUGAAAACUGUGCUGCUAUUCUGUUCAAUAGGCUGCCCUAUAUAUUUUCGUGAUUGAAACAAAGUGAUUCUCUAGGAUAACUUCCAUGGGGGAAAGUGAUUCUACAGGAUAAAUUCUAAGGGUGAAGUGAUUCUAUGCAGGGA